Messenger RNA from Aspergillus calidoustus, 432 nucleotides. The record is from the annotation of a GenBank genome assembly. NCBI's taxonomy places the organism in Eukaryota, Fungi, Ascomycota, Eurotiomycetes, Eurotiales, Aspergillaceae.
AUGCUUACACUGCGUGAUCGAAUACCAGACACAAUCGACCCAGCUGUCUACCUCGCUGAUGCAAGGGCUACGCUUCCCACGGGGAUUGAACAGCUUCGGUCUCCAGAAUACCUUCAGGCACUCAACUUGAUUUCGAUGACAGCGUUGGAAACCAACGACAUGGCUUCGCUACAGGCUUAUACCACGCCGCAGUCGCCGAGCAAGGCUUCUGCAAUGGAGAUCGAUGGCCGCUGGCCUUAUCACCUGUCGAGCGGGAAGAGCGUCGACGACUAUUUUGGCAUCCAUACCGACUCGGGGUAUACAGUUUGGUUGUCCUGCCUCGAGCGGCAAGCCGCUGUCACGUAUUUGACAUCCUUCGGAGACGACAGAAGUAAGGCUAUAGAGGCCAAAUGGCUCGAAGGAGGGAAUCUGUUUCCCGACCUCCACCGCUGA